Anolis sagrei ordinatus is the source of this 945-nucleotide messenger RNA. Its product is annotated as olfactory receptor 14A16-like. Gene Ontology annotation, molecular function: G protein-coupled receptor activity; odorant binding; olfactory receptor activity. Gene Ontology annotation, biological process: G protein-coupled receptor signaling pathway. Gene Ontology annotation, cellular component: membrane. NCBI's taxonomy places the organism in Eukaryota, Metazoa, Chordata, Lepidosauria, Squamata, Anolidae. The record is from RefSeq and is a predicted model, not a curated record.
AUGGACAAUCAAUCUUCUGUCUCUGAAUUUGUGCUCCUUGAGUUCUCAGCAAUCCGGGAACUGCAGAUUCUACACUUCAUCCUUUUCCUGGUCUUGUACCUUAUCACUGUAGCAGGGAAUCUUGUCAUCAUCAUGGCAGUAGUUUUGGACCGGCAUCUUCACGUCCCUUUAUAUUUUUUUCUGAUGAAUCUGGCCAUUCAGGACUUAGGCUCUGUGUCAGUGACCAUCCCCAAAUACAUCAUCAAUUCCCUUAUGAAUCACAGACAUAUCUCUUACACUGGGUGUGUGGUUCAAGUUCUUUUAUUUAUCUUCUUUGCAGGAUCUGAUCUUGCUCUUCUCACAGUCAUGGCAUAUGAUCGGUAUGUUGCUAUUUGCAAGCCACUGCAAUAUGAAAUGCUAAUGAGCAGGACAGCUUGCAUACAAAUUGUAACUGCUGUUUGGUUUGCUGCUAUUCUCAAUGCUAUAUUGCACGCUGGUGGAACUUUUGUAACCCCUUUCUGUUCUAAUGUUGUCAAUCAGUUCUUCUGUGAAAUCCCACAGUUACUUAAGCUUGCUUGCUCUGAUUCAUACCACAUUGAAAUGGGAGCUAUUUUGCUUAGUUUGGUAGUCUGGACUGGCUGCUUUAUCUUUAUGAUUAUAACCUAUGUGCAAAUCUUCAGUGCUGUUCUCAAAAUUCCUUCUCUUCAAGGGAGGAAAAAGGCUUUUUCUACUUGCAUACCCCAUCUCAUUGUUGUCUCCAUGUUUUCAUUGACUGUAUGCCUUGCUUACCUAAGGCCUACUUCUAGCAUGUCUCCUCCACUGGAACUUCUGGUUACUAUAAUGUAUUCUAUUCUACCACCCAUGUUGAAUCCUUUGAUCUAUAGCCUGAGAAACAAGGAGAUUAAGCUUGCCCUUUCAAGACUUUUGACAAUGAGAUCAUCUUUCAACAAAGCUUUAAUGUUUUGA